Phyllostomus discolor (pale spear-nosed bat) is the source of this 878-nucleotide messenger RNA. RefSeq names its product annexin A2-like. The record is from RefSeq and is a predicted model, not a curated record. Gene Ontology annotation, molecular function: calcium ion binding; phospholipase inhibitor activity; cytoskeletal protein binding. The coding region runs from base 243 to 749 and encodes 168 amino acids. Lineage: Eukaryota; Metazoa; Chordata; Mammalia; Chiroptera; Phyllostomidae. The transcript has a single exon. Gene Ontology annotation, cellular component: cytoplasm.
GUUUGUUCUUCAAUGGAAUAGACAGAGAACUAGAGUUUGAAAACAAUUUUGGGAGGUGAAAAAUCACUCUGGAACAAGUUCUGAUUAUUGCAAGUUCCUUUAUAACAAUAUCACCAAAAUAUUUGCCACUUUUCUUUAAAUGUGAACACCAUUUGCACAUUCUGAAAACAAUAGUUUUAAGAAUCUGGCUCUGCAUCUGGGGACACUCACAGCUCUCAGCACCCAGCCCUACUUCUUUCAAAAUGUCUACUGUUCAUGAAAUUCUGUGCAAGCUAAGCUUGAAGGGUGAUAAAUCUAUACCACCAAAUGUGUAUGGGUCAGUCAAAGCCUACACCAACUCUGAUGCACACCGGAACACUUUAAACAUUGAAAUGGCCAUCAAGACCAAAGGUGUGGAUGAGGUCACCAUCAUCAACAUUUUGACCAAUCACAGCAAUGAACAGAAGCAGGAUAUUGUGUUAGUUUACCAGAGAAGGACCAAAAAGGAACUUGCAUCAGCACUAAAGUCAGCCUUGUCCAGCCACCUGGAGAUGGUGAUUUUGGGCCUAUUGAAAACACUUGCUCACUAUAAUGCUUCCAAGCUGAAGGACUCUAUGAAGGGGCUGGGGACUGAUGAGGAUUCUGUCAUUGAGAUCACCUACUCAAGGACCAACUGGGAGCUGCAGGAAAUUAACAGAGUCUACAAGGAAAUGUACCAGACUGACUGGAGGACAUUAUUUCUGACACAUCUGGUGACUUCUGCAACCUGAUGGUUGGCCUUGUAAAGGGUAGAAGAGUAGACGAUGGCUCUGCCAUUCAUUAUGAUCUGAUUGACCAAGAUGCUUGGGAUCUCUAUGAUGCUGGAGUGAAGAGAAAAGGAACUGAUAUUCUCAAGUGGA